CAAAUAUCAAGUAACAAAUAAUAUGUAACAAAAGAGCGUGUACACUACAGGAUAAAACCAUUGAAGCGUAAAGACAAUCCAAUUACCUUCGUGAAGGACAUUUCCUGUUAUGUGUGAAUAAAUCCACUACAUUCAGGACAUUUUAAAUACCUUUUAUUGAGGCACUGGUAUGAAUAACUCGUUCUCCUGGAAAUAUAAUUAUUCUAAUUGUUUUUGAUUCAUUCGGAGAUAUAUUAACGCGUUUCUUUGAUUAUUUCAUUAUAGAUUUAAAAUGGAAAAGUUUAGAAGUAAUCAGUAUGUAAUUCUUGUGUGUUUGAUGGCUAUCUCAUAUACAACCACGACUAGACCCUUGGAUCAGGAUGUUAGUGAGCGAAAGGUCCUUUCUCUCGUCAGCAGAAGCCUCUCCCCCAGUGUGGAUCUUAAUCAAAUCAACGAUUCUUUUUCUAAUGUAUCGAAUACAAAUGGCUCUUAUCUACCGCCUUCUUGGGAUGAAUUCUGCACUCUACAAGGAGAGGAGGCCAACAGCACCUAUAAUCCUUAUUACUGUUUUAUCGAUGGCACUUCCUCUGGUAAAUGGAAUUUUUCAGUACUACGAAAACACAUUUCAUCAAAAAAUGUUAAAUACAGCUUUGACGUGCAAUGUCAAAAGGGUGCUAAAAUUUCUCUCCCUUUGGCUGCAAAAGGAAAAAAUAUUAUCAAACUCCAUGUGCGUGACUGUAUGGCAGAUGAUUACUAUGCAGACUUUCAAAAUCCCGAAUUGAAUAGUUUUCCUGACGAAUUGGAGGAAUAUAUAAUGAUAAAUGUGAUUCGUUUAAUAGGAGUUAAAUCUAUGUUUGAGAAUCUACAAAGAAAGUCUGCAAAUUUACCGAAGAACGUUGUAUGUGGGGACGAAGAAACCCUGAAAGUGAAAAUAGAACGCAACGAAACUUUUUCAUUUAUCAAUGAUCUGGAUAACCCAGAAAGAGCUAUGGAAAUGUUUCGCACAAUCGGUACUCGAAAUAUAAUUGAUAAAAGGAUGUCGCCGCACAAAUGUUUCUACAAAAAGCUAUAUUUACUUGAUGUAUCUAUCACAACACAGAAAGAUAGAUACUAUGUUGCAACCUUAACAGAGCAGAAUCAAUUUCCAGAACUGAAAAUUCUUAACAUAUCUCACUCUACUAUUUAUUAUAUACCUCAACAAUUCAAAAAUUGGUGGAUUUAUUUCGAGAAGUUGGAGUACCUGGAUAUGUCAUACAACUUGAUUCAAGAUUUUAUAUUCCCGAUAAAUUAUGAAGGGAUAUGGGGAAGUCCUAUACCUACCCUGACAUUCGAUCUCACAUUCAACAACAUCAGCCGCAUUUCUGUCCGUAACUUUGAAAGAAUCAUUCAGAAUAAGAAAUUCUUUAUCAAAAUGGCUCACAAUCCGUUUAAUUGUACUUGUACAGAUGAGAUGAAGGCGGUAUUGAAAUAUAUUCAGGAAACGGACUGGACUUCUCCAAAGUACCAACGAUAUCAGUACCUCAGGGAUCUUGAAUGUCAGUACCCUGGCUAUGUUAAGGGUCGGCGUCUGAGAGAUCUUACACUACGGGAUAUCAACUGUAAAUUCGAACUGAUGCCAAUCAUUGUAGUUUUGAGCAUCUUUUCAUUUUUCCUCAUCAUUUUCAUCGUUGUUAUGCUAAAAUAUAGAAGAGAAAUACGAAUUUUGUUUUUCACUCGAUUUAAUGUCAUUCUUCCUUGUCAGCCGAGUGAAAUGUUCGAGGAAAAAGAAUUUGAUGCAUUUGUGUCCUAUAAUAAUGAUGACCAGGAAUGGGUCUGCAACACAUUUGAUGAUAACAAACACGAACGACUUGCACAUUUAAAAUUUUGUAUGCAUCAUAAAGAUUUUGUCCCAGGAAAAACGAUAUUUGAAAACAUCAUCAGAUGUGUCGAAAAUAGUCGCCACACUGUUAUUGUUCUCUCACGGAAUUUCCUUGACAGCCAUUUUUGCAUGUGGGAAUUUCAAGAAGCUUUUCAGCAGAGCAUUGUAGAACGAAAGCGACAUCUUAUCAUUAUUCUUUUGGAAGACAUUCCAGAUAAGGAUCUACCAAAUGAUCUGAAAAGAUGCAUGAAAACAUUCACUUACAUACGAAAAGAUGACAAAAUCUUCAUAGACAAAUUACUGUAUUCUUUGUCAUAUAAGGGAAAAACUUUAAUUCCUCCAAAACCUGCGCAGUUGAAUGAAGGAUACGACGAUUUUGGUGCACCAGGACAUAAGAAUGAGGACAAAGUAGAACCGAACAAUGUCCGAAACAAUAUGAUUCACGAUAUAAACAAUCAAAUUUAUAACAUAUUGUAACGAUAAUCAAUUAAUUGAUGGUGAAGGCUUUUAUAGUCAGUCUUCUGUCCUAUUCUAUUAUGCUAUACAUGAUAAAAUAUAUGUUUAAAUUUAGUCAAUUGAUAGGCAAGAGUUGAUAACCAUAUCAUGUAAUGAUGUGACCUUCAUUUUAGUUUUAAUAGGUGAUAUCAUAUCAUAGGUAAAGGUAUAUAUUCCAGUUUAUGUAACGUUUCUAAAAUUAAUUAUUGUAUAUGUUAUAAACAUGGUAGCCGAACGUACAUAUACAUUUCCAGUUUAUGUAACGUUUUUAAAAUUAAUUAUUGUAUAUGUUAUAAACAUGGUAGCCGAACGUACAUAUAUAUUUCCAGUUUAUGUAACGUUUCUUAAAUUAAUUAUUGUAUAUGUUAUAAACAUGGUAGCCGAACGUACAUAUACAUUUCCAGUUUAUGUAACGUUUCUAAAAUUAAUUAUUGUAUAUGUUAUAAACAUGGUAGCCGAACCUACAUAAAUAUUUCCAGUUUAUGUAACGUUUCUAAAAUUAAUUAUUGUAUAUAUUAUAAACAUGGUAGCCGAACCUACAUAUAUAUUUCCAGUUUAUGUGAUUAAAGCUGAAGUUGAUUUAUGUACCUUGAAGUUGUUUUUCCCCCACUUGUAUAGAGACGUCACCGAUAAAUAUUCAUAUUCACUUGUUUUCUCUCCAGAGAUGGGGGUAAAGUUUCCAAACAUCCAACCAAACUUAGAAAGCAAGAGGCAAAAGUUACUGUUUGCAGUGGAUUAAAAACUUUUGUUUGGUUAUUUUUACAAUGGUAUUUUUUAAUAUUACAGUUACAGUAAUUUGGAGAAACGUAUACAGAAGUUUGGACAACAAAUGCCUGGUCAGAUAUACACACUCUUAUAUUAUAUUAAGCUGGUAUGGCAGUCAUUACAAAUAGAAUACAGCUGUAGUUAAAUCUAUCUGUGUGCAGUUUACGUCUUCUAGUCAAUCUAUGUGGAUUUGAUUCAAUGUAGUAUUUUUCUGUUACUUCAUUUUAGAAUGUUAUGUAAAUGUAAAUAGGUUAUAACUCUUGAUUUUCUCGGUCUGCCUUUUUUACAUGUUGGGGUUUCCAUAUCUGCUUAAUUACUGACAACUCAAUGUUUAUUUGGUUUCCAAAGUAAUGAUGAAUGGCAGUCAUGACUUUGAAUUCAGAAUAGUUUAGUUUUACUUAAUUAUUAUUUCGGCUGCAACAACAAUGCUUGCUACAUUGUACACAUCUAGUGUUUUAAAGGGCACAUAUCGUGUUUUCAAUGUAUACAAAGCCUAGUUAAUUAGAUAGGUAGUCACGUGGUACAGUGACGUCAUAUGGGACCUUCGUCGAUCAACUUGUUGUAAAAGUAGUGUUAGAUAUUUUUAAAACCUCGGGUUUUAGGGACCUAAUUUAUUUACCAUGGAUAACAUUUAUUUCGAUGUUGACAAAUUUCCCGAGUCUUAUAUCUUUUAGCCACCAUUGCAUACAAAUAGCGACCCAAAUGUAGCGAGGAAAGCGAGUAUGAAAUCUGCGAGUAAAUAAUGUUUACAUGGGAUCACUGUCUAAACACUAUAUGGUAAUGUCAUUUCUGUAAACAACUGUAAUUAGCGUUGUUGCUUUUUGAAAAUAAACAGUGCAAUUAUUAUUAAAUUUAUUUUUGGAGAAGUUAGAUAGACCUAAAUUAUGAUACGAUUAUGUAUCAUUGACAACUAGGCCUACUGUCACGGGUGCAUUUCGAAAAAAAAAUAAUAAAAAUGAUCAAACUUAUGAUGAAAAUCCCAAUACUUUUAAAUUAUUUUAUUCAAGCAAUUUUAUUAAUCAUUAUUUUUUUGUUAUCUACACGUUGUUACCUAGGAAGUGGGAGCGCGGCGUGCUGUUGUUGUAAAGACGUACACGCGUUCCUUAAAAAAAAAUGAAAGCAUUAUAAUUCAAUUCAAAAUUGGGAAAUAUCAUAUUUUAUUAUUUAUAAUUGAAAGUUCAAUUAUCUUUUAUCUUCAAAUUUCUUUUUUAAAACUACCAGUUGGUAGACACUGCUAGCGAACGCGACGUUCUGCCUAUAUGUUGUUACAAGGUGAAGGUCAGUUGGUGAGAGUGUGUAUUGAAUUUGAGAGCAGAACGGAAAGCAUAAGCCGUAGGCCUAUAUGUAACAGUGGGUAGCUUCGAUAGAACUAUUUUCUCGCAGUUUAUCUACGUCUUUGUUUAAAAAAGUACAGGGACACAUUCUACUGGGGGUUUUUAUGGCAAAGUCGUUGUGCCGACAAAAAAUAUUCACGUCUUGUCCCUCAUACCUUCCUUCGAAAAUUGAAAAAAAAAAAAAAAAAAAGUCCAAAACCUCUCUACUGACAGCAAAUACACCCUUAAACGGCACAAAACACCCUAAUGCAGUGUUAUUUACAAGCCGUUAAUGUGAUAAUUGUUUGUUUGUCAAUUAAAUCUAAUCUGUUUAUGAAAUGGCUAACAACUGUUUUCAAAUCUUCUCGCUCGAGGUCGCAUAUGACGUCACAGAUAAUGGCGCGUAAAAUAUCGAAGAAAAUAUGCAUAUCGCAAGAUUUGAAUUUCAUCGCUUUCAAACUCGAAAACUACGCAAACUGUUUCAUUUAAAACACAUGUAAAGUAGUUUUAGGCAUGAAUUGAAUUAAUUUUGCUGAAAAAAUUAAAAAGUUUAAAAACAUGCGAUGUGUCCUUUAAAGAAAACAUCAUCUCAAGCAUGCAGUUCAAUGUUGUAAACUUCUCAGUCAUUCUUUUUUGCCAUUAAGACCGUUAAAAAUUAUAUAUCAAUCCAGGAGGUUUUAUUUUUUGAUUUGGGAGUGUUUUGAUUUUUUCAAUGUAGCUAUGUUUCUUGUCAUCUAUCUUGAUCCGACCUUUCAUCUAGUUUUCUAUAAGAAAAUUUAUCAUUUGAAGAAGUCAAUAUUACAAGACAAAUGGAAAGGUGAUGAUAACAAACAGUGAUCAAUCUCAGAACUACUAUAAAGAAUACAAAAUUAAGAGUAGGGCAAACACUAGCUGCAAUAAUGUAGCCCUAUCCAAUUUUUUUUUAUUCUGACGUUUUCGGAAUAGGGCUACAAUUCCAUAGGAUCUCCGUAAUGGUGCAAAAUAAUUUUAUGAAUAACCGAUAAUGAACUCUGUGUAUUAGUCCCAAAUGUUGUUUACACCAAAAGGAGUACCAACUUUGUGCUCGGGCAUGUCUAAUAAAGGUGUUUUUCAUUAAUUAUAAUGUACAGCAUGCAAAAUUCUUCGUCUGCUCCGCCAUGCUUGUUAUCGCGAGAUCUCGUAGGUGGAUCUAAUGAAAAACCUAAACAUUGACAAUCAGCGCGAAAAUGUAGUUACUCGAGCCACUUCGACAAAGAAAGGAAAAUCAUAUUGUUGCAGAAAGAAUUUACACUCUGCUGUUCGGUUUUUAACUUGAUAUUAAAUUCAAACCUUUUCAAUACCGAAGAAAUAGCUUUCGCCUCCAUACUUGUCCAUUGAUGUAAAUACUACCUUAUAUGGCAUAUGCAAAUGACUUGACAACCGGAAGUUGAAACUUCAGUACAUCAAACAUGGCGCACAAAUAUGAAUCGAGAAAUUGGAAUUUAUCGAAAUUGUUGAAAACGGUAGAAUAGAGCCUCACAAAUCUAAAGUUGCAGGUUGUAAAUUUAUAUAUUGACUAAGAAACAUAGAAUAUCAUUUUAUUUACGUAAAGAAAGUCAGGAAAUGUUUAGAAUGAGCGCAAAUGUUGCGGGAGUGAAUCACUCCCGCAUUUGCACCAUUACGGAGAUCCUAAGGAGUUGUAGCCCUCUCCCUAAAAAAAAAAAAAAAAAAAAAAAAAAUCAGAGAGGGC
This is a messenger RNA of Ostrea edulis (European flat oyster), 6118 nucleotides long. RefSeq names its product toll-like receptor 2 type-2. Gene Ontology annotation, molecular function: transmembrane signaling receptor activity. The transcript has a single exon. Gene Ontology annotation, cellular component: membrane. Gene Ontology annotation, biological process: immune response; toll-like receptor signaling pathway. The coding region runs from base 272 to 2314 and encodes 680 amino acids. The record is from RefSeq and is a predicted model, not a curated record. NCBI's taxonomy places the organism in Eukaryota, Metazoa, Mollusca, Bivalvia, Ostreida, Ostreidae.